This is a messenger RNA of Macroventuria anomochaeta, 942 nucleotides long. RefSeq lists its product as uncharacterized. Bases 73 to 942 code for a protein of 289 amino acids. Gene Ontology annotation, cellular component: membrane; COG complex. Lineage: Eukaryota; Fungi; Ascomycota; Dothideomycetes; Pleosporales; Didymellaceae. The record is from RefSeq and is a predicted model, not a curated record. The transcript has 2 exons. Gene Ontology annotation, biological process: protein transport; Golgi organization; intra-Golgi vesicle-mediated transport.
GUCGCGUGGAGCGGUCUAACCAUCCAAACCGUAGAGGCCUCACAUGAUCGUGUCGCCUUCAACACAUUCAAAAUGAGCCAAUUCUAUAUCCCAGACUCCCGCACCGAGUCCGCCCUCAACUCUUCCGAUGAAGACGAAGACAACCUCGACACAUUACCGUUUGCGAAGCCACUACAACGCUCAGACUUCCUCCAACCAGACUUCACGCCGAGCGCCUACCUCUCGACCCUCUCCAACCGGCACCAAACGCUCGAAGACCUGCGCUCGGAAUUGCGCUCGAGAUCCCAGCUCCUGAGCAGAGAGCUCCUCGAUCUGGUGAACGCAAAUUAUGCCGACUUCCUGACACUGGGCAACAGCUUACGAGGAGGCGAAGAAAAAGUCGAGGGCGUCAGGGUAGGGUUGCUGGGUUUUGGGAAGGAGGUGCAGCAAUUAGAAGCGUUGGUCAGGCAGAGAGAGGAGGAAGUUGGGCGGUUAGUGGAAGAGAGGAGACAAGCGAGGUUGAAGAUUGAGAUUGGGAGACGGUUGGUGGAGGUUGAGGAGCGGUUGAGGGAGUGUGAGGAGGACGUUGCUGUUAGUGGGCAGAGGGAGGGGGAUCUGAGUGAUGACAGUAGUGAGAGCGAGGAUGAGGAGGAGGAGGGGGAGGGGGAGGGGGACGCACAGUAUGGGACGAGCACUGCGAGGUUGAGGAGGAAUGUUGUGCAGUAUAGGCUAGUCAAGGAGGCGGUCAAGGGGCUGGAAGAGCAUCCGUUUGUUGUGGCGCAGACACCGAGGUUGAACAAGGUGCGUAGUACGUUGCUGCUUGACUUGAGCACGGCGCUGCAGCAAGCGAAAAGGGCAGGGACGGAUGGAUCGGGGAGGGUGAUGCAGAUUAUGAAGAUAUAUGCUGAUAUGGAGGAGUCAGGGGAGGCGGUCAAGGUGCUCAAGACACUGAAGACGAGAUGA